This is a messenger RNA of Planococcus citri (citrus mealybug), 4585 nucleotides long. RefSeq names its product transcription factor Sox102F (gene Sox102F). The coding region runs from base 1017 to 3218 and encodes 733 amino acids. Gene Ontology annotation, biological process: regulation of transcription by RNA polymerase II; cell fate commitment. The transcript has 11 exons. Lineage: Eukaryota; Metazoa; Arthropoda; Insecta; Hemiptera; Pseudococcidae. The record is from RefSeq and is a predicted model, not a curated record. Gene Ontology annotation, molecular function: DNA-binding transcription factor activity, RNA polymerase II-specific; RNA polymerase II cis-regulatory region sequence-specific DNA binding. Gene Ontology annotation, cellular component: nucleus.
UACGAUUCGUGCAAGACAAAGAAUUCGGUCGCUGCGGCCGCGUUUGUUCCGUGUGCGCGCUGCUUAACUCCCACCUAGGCACUUGAUAACAAACGUCGCGCGUAAAAGGCCUUUUCUCAGCCUUUUUUGCAUUCUUCUUCUUCAAUGUAACUCCGUUAUUCCGGCCGUGCUGACGUCGCGUUUAUCUAUCACCGUGCUAUACGCGUAUCGUAUACGUCUCUCCUUACGUCUUCUUUGGGCAUUUUCUUAUCUCGCGUACAGCAUCACCAUCAUCAUCGUUGUUCGACGCUCGAGCCGAAAUUGUCCCAAUUUUUUCGCCAGAUCGCAGUCAGUUCAGACUUUUCGUCACAAUUCGUCGAUCGAUCGCGGUUUUCCUUUCGUUACGUAUGUAAAUUUGCGCGUAAGUUUGCAAUUUUUUUCCUCACCUUAGUCGAUUUCAUCAACUUUUGCAUACGCAGUGAUAAUUUAUAGUUUCGCCAUCAUUUCACCCCCAACUCGUCGCAUCACCCUUCGAACCUUAACCAUAGCCCGGCACGCGAGAAUAUUCGUGUAUCAAUCGGUUGAUUUUCACGUGAUUCGAUCGAUCAUGUUGUUCCAACACGUGCAGCGUCACCUCGUCAUCUGAGUAUUUGAGAAAAUCGUCGUCAAGCUGGCAAACGUCAAUUACACCAUCAAAUCGAUCAAAAUGAUACGGCUCGAAUCGUCCACCUCGAAGCGACGGCUCUUUAAGAAGGUCUAGACGAACGACACCACAUCUGAUCCGGCAGCAUUUUCGCAGGCCUUUUAUUGAAAACGUAUGAGAAAAUCACCGAUCCCACACAAUAUCGAAGUAUUCGUUACUCGUCUGGUUGGCGAAUUCAUAUGUUAGUCGUGCAAGGGCCCUCUGAAUUUCCCCAUUUCGUUCCAGCCUGCUAACAGGGAAAGUGCUUAUAUCCCUCACUCCGCAGCCACUGUUCUGGAGACAAAACUAUUCGUUGAAAUUCAAACUUUUGGAGAAAUUCAAAAUUUUCAGAAAUAUGUCUGCGAAGCGGAAAUCACCGCCUUCAAAGUUACCAGAAGGAUCGGAAAUAUCGACGUCUGAUAGGAUGACCGAUACGGUGGCGACUACGUUACGUAACAGCCACAGCCACAGCCACGUCGUCGAUACGAAACAAGACAAUGAUUCUAGUCUAGAAGAGCACAUCUUGCGCGGACCCAGUCCCAGUCCUAAGCGUGCCGAAGAGAACGCAUUUCCUUAUAAGAUGUCUCCGACCUCGGAAACCUCGUCGGCGAUCGCGUCCGGCAGCGAAUACGAGGAUUUCUACAGCAACGACGAAGACUGCGGUAAUUCGCCGUCGCAGAAACGUCCACGAACGCAUAUACCGGCGACGGAUUUUAGAAAUUUCGAAAACGGUUUCGCCUAUUCGACGUACGAUCCUACCAGUCCGCUGUUUUUGGGCGGCGUACCGACCCCCUUAUCGUCGCUGCUCUCGCUACAACAGCAGCAUAGCAAUUACGAAAGAUUACAUUUAAACAAUAAUAAUACCUUAUAUAAUAAUAAUAACGAACAAAAUUCCGUAUGCGGUACGAACAAUAGUCGAAAUUCCGAUACCACCACCACGAAUACCAAUUCCAGUAAGAAAAGCAUGGAAGACGUGCUCAAGAAGCUCACAUCCAAAAUGAACGAUAACUCGAUAAAAGAAGAAAGAUCGUCGCAUUCCCCGUCGUCGAAGCGAAGCAUUUCAGCCAACAACUCGUCCGACCAAAGCAAAUUCCAUCACGAUGGCAUCGAUCCUGCACUACUGAGGUUACUCCAGUUCCAAAUGAAGUCGAACUCUGAUUCAUCCGAUCCGGCCACCAUCGCUGCUGAACAAGACAAACAAUUAAAAGAUUGGAUAUUACAUUUGGAAAAAGUACGAGAGAAACUGGCAUCUCAACAGGAGCUUUCUCAAAAUAAUAAGAUGUUGUCUUCGGAAACACAGUCUAAACAAGCCGAAUACCAUAAACGAAAUAAAGAAAUGAUUCUGCAGCAGCAGCAGCAAGAAUUAAUGCAUCAGCAUAAGAUACAAGAAUUACAGAAUCAAAUAUCCAGCCAAUACGCAGGAAUGAAGGGUAUAAACCCGCAGUCAUUGAUGUUUCUACCCAUGCUGGAGCAUAUGAGACCCUUACCUGGAGCCAUUUCGGGUCUUGGUAGUAAACUUCCGCCUAACGCUGUUCCACAAAUACCACAAUUACCACCUUCGCUGAUAGCACCUUGGUUGAAUUACUUACCGCCUACGACAUUGAAUAAUUCGCAAUCACCGUCUCCUCCGGCUCCCACCACCGAUCCGGAUGCACCUUUGAAUUUGACUAAACCGAAAUCCGAGUCAUUCGGUUCGAGUAAUUCGACUAAUUCUACACCUCGUUGGAACGAUAGCCUGAUAAGUACUAGUAAUUCGUUAGAAGCGGCGUCCAAAUUGCUACCAACAUCGCUAAUGAUGCCUAGACCAUUUUUGCCCUAUCCAAAUUUACCACAUCAUCCUUCCAGGCCAAAAUUAUCACCGAAUAAAGAAGCCGAUAAAUUACCAUCGUUUCCUAACCUGUCUAAUAUGUAUCCGUCGGUAAAUACGCAACAGCAGUCGAAUAUUCGAGAUGAUAUUAAAGACGAAGGUGAUUUUCCAGGUCUUUAUCAGAUGUGGGGAACCGAUGGAGGUUACAAGAUACCAGAUGAAAGUGGAGAUAAAGCCAAACUGGUGCGACAGCAUAAGCGAGACGGGGAGCAAAAACCACACAUUAAAAGACCAAUGAACGCGUUUAUGGUUUGGGCUAAAGACGAAAGACGGAAGAUAUUGAAGUCGAACCCUGAUAUGCAUAAUUCAAAUAUCUCGAAAAUAUUAGGAGCUCGUUGGAAAGCCAUGUCCAACUCGGAUAAACAACCAUAUUACGAAGAACAAUCCAGAUUAUCUAAAUUACACAUGGAGAAGCAUCCAGAUUACCGAUACCGACCUCGACCCAAGCGAACUUGUAUAGUGGAUGGUAAAAAAAUGCGAAUAUCGGAAUAUAAAAUGCUGAUGAGGCAAAGACGCAAUGAAAUGAGACAACUUUGGUGUCGUAACGAUAGCGCCGGACCUUCGGCUAAUUCGGGUCCUUCGAGUUUUAAUUAUUCCCACGACGAUCCCGGAUCGCCUAUCGAGAUGAUGAAUUACUCUCCUAAACAUUCUCCAAAUUUUGAAAACCAUAGUUCAUACGAAGAAGAUUAAGAUUUAAAAUGGAAUACCUACGGACGUGCAGAAGACUGAUUUCUCCUGUUCAGUGCUAUACAGUCGUCGAAAUACAAACAAAACGUGCGUUUUUAAUUUUUUUUCUCGUUUUUUUUUCUUUUUUUGUAUCAAAAUAUUUUUGUUUUCUGUGAUAGUACUUCUCAUUAAUUUAUUGUAAAUUAUGGCUUUUUUUAUAUGUUUUUUUUUUUUUUUGUUAUUUUGUAAUGUUUCGAUGACCUUUUACAAAUGUGUCGCGAAUUUUCUCCUAUGCGAGCGGUUGUAUUUCAUGCGUUUUUUAGAAAAAAAAAUAAUAAUUGCUUAGUUUAUAACGAUAUUAGAUUGGAUAUGAGAUCUAUGUACAAUUUAUGAGUGAAUAUUCCACGUCUCGUUUUAUACGUGUACUUCUCUUCACUCCUUUUUCUUUUAUGUGAUUUUUUCAAAUACCUAUUUUAUGUAUAGGUAGAUUUCAAUUCGAAGCUUUGAAUUCAUUAUGUUGAGAUCUCUUUUUAACGAGCAAGUUGUAACCCGGAGUAUUUGACUCGCAAAUAAUCCAGGGAAAUUUUAAGAAAAGAAUAAAAUUUUCGAUUCCCUCGAGGUUACUUUUGAUACCUGGUGGUGUAGAAUUUUUUCCAAAAAAAUUACGUAUAUUUUCUAGUGAUCUCGAAACCUCCACCGGGUACCUAUUUAAUUUAGGUAGGUACUCGCUUAUCUAUCGACAUCGAGUGAUCAAGUAGAUAUACUUGUCGAAUAAAUAAGCCAUUUUCCCUGCAGAUUCGAAUCGCCCAAAAAACGAUUCGAUUCGAAAAGAAAAAAAUGUUUUCUAAAAAGCGUAUAAAAAAUUCGCUUUUACGUUGUAAAUAAUACACAUUUUUCCAUUCUAUAUUGUUGAUGCCUGUAAAAUGGUAAUGUUAUUAAACUGAACGUAAAUUUAAGUUAGUUCUUAAAAAUUUCUUUAGAAUGAUCUCAUGUUUGUUAGAUGUCUCGUUGAAACAAAAAAUUUUAAAAAUGUACACAUGUAAAUAAUGCUCGAUUUAUCGAGAUUUUCAUUGUUUUUGCUUCUGUUUUGUUAUACGAUCUUAAAUCAUUAUGCUGUAUUUUUAAAUUUAAUUAUCUUGUCCAAAAUUUUCAAUUUUGUACAAAUUUCAAGCGUGAUGCUCAUUGUACUGCACGUGUUUUUUUUCUCUUUUUUUUCAUCUUUUGUUUUGUAGUCUUAGGUUGUAUUAUUCCUACAGUUUUAAGUAUACUGAAUACUCUGUUGUGUACUCGAGCGUUGUUAGUACUUUUUGUUGAUUUAAUUAAAAUUAUAUAGUCAUUUUAGCAUUACGCUGUACUUAAAUAUUACGUAAAAAAUUAAAGCAUUAUUGUUA